Messenger RNA from Lottia gigantea (owl limpet), 1230 nucleotides. RefSeq lists its product as hypothetical. The record is from RefSeq and is a predicted model, not a curated record. Lineage: Eukaryota; Metazoa; Mollusca; Gastropoda; Lottiidae. Bases 1 to 1230 code for a protein of 409 amino acids. The transcript has 2 exons.
AUGCCAGAAGUUGAAGUAGAGAUCCCAGGUCGACGAAGAAGAGCUGUAGAACCUGGGUUAACUCAAGCUAAUUCGGUCGAUGGUUUGAAUCAAGCAUUUCAAAAUCGUAUGAAGAGAGCAAUCACAGUGAACAACGUUCAAGGGCUUUUACCUUUUAAUGAUAUACCAGCAACAAAUCCACAACCUCUUUCCAGAACAAAGCGAUUUCUUGGUCUUGAUGGUGGAGAUGGCAUGGGAUUGGGAUUAGGAUUAUUAGGCAUUAUCAAUGAUCAAAUGGAUCGUGUUCGAGACCGCGUUAAUGAUAGAAUCGACAGGAGAAGAGAAAGAAUAUUAGACAAUAUUGGUAAUGCAAUACCAGACAUGGGAGGACUGGGUCUCGGUUUAGGACUUGGUGGACUUGGUCUUGGAUGGGGACUUGGUGGAGGAUUAGGUCUUCUUGGAGGCGGUCUAUUAGACAAUUGUAAGUACAAAGUUUGUUUGUUGUUUCCGGCAUUGUGCACUACUAUCCAUCAACAAAAUGACAACCUGAACGUCUUUGGGAUUCAGACAACAGAAAUAGAACUUCAGCAAGUAAACCAAAUUCCACCGGAUGCAGCACCACUGCGACGAAAGCGAGCUCUUGGUUGGGGAAGUCCAUUCGGUUUUAGAAACCGGCGAAUAAGGGGUAUCUUAGGUGGAAUGAAUAUCGGUGAUCCAUUGGCUGGCGCAUGGGGUGGUGGUGGUGAGUUUGGGGGAUGGAAUGGAAACGGGGGAGGUUGGGAUGGUGGUAUCAAUGCUGGGGUCUGGGAUGGCAAUGUUGGAGCAUUGGGUGGCAAUGCUGAUGUAUGGGAUGGAAAUGGGGGAGGUUGGGAUGGUGGUGUCAAUGUUGGGGCCUGGGAUGGCAAUAUUGGAGCAUUGGGCGGCAAUGCUGAUGUAUGGGAUGGAAAUGCCGGAGGAUGGGCACAGAGAAGAGGAUUUUUGGCUGGAGGUGCAGGGGGGAAUAUGGAUGGACAGAGAAACAGGGAUAAUCAGUUGAGAAAUUUAUUGCAAAAUGAUCUUAAUAGGCAACGUGAACAACUGAACAGAAUGAGGGAUCGAAUGAGAAACGUUAUGGAACAACGUCGAGAUCGAAUAUUGGAUGCCAUGGAUAGAGUGAGAGAUAGACAAAACAACCUGAUGGAUAGAAGACGAGAUCAGAUGGAACGGAUGAGAGAGAGAAUGAGAGACCAGAUGGAUGGUGGAAAUAAUUAA